ACACCUCAGCUGUGGGACUGACUGAAGCACUUCAGUGAAAAGGAACUUUUCGGCCUCUUAAAACCUGAGAAGAGUUUAGAGCAGGGCACCCUCCUUUGGACGAUGCAAAUAAAUCACCAGCGGUCGUGGUAAAGGUGGGGGGAGAAGCUAAAACCCGUCCUGCCCUGAAGGUUUUCCAGCAAAAGCGAGGAAUAACGCUUGCUCUGUGCCCUACGAACUAACCAGCCAACAGCGAGCAUUACACAGUGCCUCAUGGUCUCGCAGCAGCAGCAGGCUAAACUUUUCACCGUGACUCCCAAUGGAACCUGUGAGACAGAAGGAACUUUUUAGCACUUAGAAUACCUUUGCCAGACAGUUCCUCGUAGCGGACACGCGAAAAGGAAAAGGAACCGAACCCCGCAUCCCUCAGCCCUCGGCACGCGGUGUUUAUAAGCGGCGGGAGGCGCCGGGCGGGAGCUGCGGGGCUCGGCGCGGGGGGAGGAGGAGGAGCCCAUUGGCUCCCGGGCCGUGGGAUCCCAAAUCCUGCGAGUGAAUGAGGCAGCCCGAGAGCGGGCCGGGCGAUUCCUCUUCCCCAAGGAAGGAAAGAAGAGAAGGCAGCUGCACUUUUGGUGGUGAGACAACGAAAUCCGGGCGGGGCUCCUUUCCCUCCUCAUUUCUGGGCUUAUUGGAUUUGUCGUGAAUGAAAUCAGCAUGUGAGAAGAUCUAAUUGGAACUGUAAGUUUACUUGAAGAUGCCACAAAGGGAAGAACUCAUCUGCAAGUCUUGUCUUUCAGAGCUGUCUGCUCUCUUCCAGUACAAGAAGAAUGUUUUUGAGAAAGAUGACUUGUGAAAACCGUGCAGGAAGUUGGGUUUGUGAUACUGAGUGAGAGACAUCAUGCCUUACAGCGGACACUUAUCCUGAAGGACUGACACUGUGCUCUCAAAGUAAACUGCAAGCACUCUUUAUAAACAAAACAGAGAAGACAAAAAUAAUUCUGUUCCUAAACAGGAAUAAGAAUUACAAGAACUGCAUCAGAAUGUUUGUUAGUCCUAGAAGAGUCAGAAAAUGCCAGUUCUUGCAGAUAUUUGCCACUUGCUUCAUACUGUGCGUCAUGAUUUUCUGGGGACCAUUUGAUAAUCGCUUUGUAAGCCAUAUGAAGUCCUAUUCAUACAGAUACCUCAUAAACAGCUACAAUUUUGUGAAUGACAGCCUGUCCAUCAGUAGGGAUAACAUGGACAGAGUAGCAAGCUACCAGUACUUGAUGAACCACAGGGAGAAAUGUCAACAGCAGGAUGUCCUUCUCCUGUUGUUUGUGAAGUCUUCUCCUGAAAACCGUCAUCGGAGAGAUGCAAUUCGACAGACUUGGGGUAAUGAGAAAUAUGUUCGUUCUAAACUUAAUGCCAACAUUAAAACCCUUUUUGCUUUGGGACAACCAACAGAUCAUUUGCGGCAAAGAGACCUUUAUCUGGAAGACCAGAAAUACAGCGAUUUGAUUCAGCAAGAUUUCUUGGAUACUUUUCACAACCUUACUACUAAAUUACUUCUACAGUUCAGCUGGGUAAAUGCCUACUGUCCUCAUGCCAGGUUUAUUAUGUCUGCAGAUGAUGAUAUAUUUAUCCAUAUGCCAAAUCUUGUUGCUUAUCUCCAAAGUCUAGCACAAAUGGGUGUUCAGGAUCUCUGGAUUGGCCGUGUCCAUCGUGGAUCCCCUCCCGUAAGAGAUAAGACUAGCAAAUACUAUGUUCCAUAUGAAAUGUACCAGUGGCCCUCGUAUCCAGACUACACAGCAGGAGCUGCGUAUGUAAUAUCAAGUGAUGUAGCAGCUAAAGUAUAUGAGGCUUCAUUGACUCUCAAUACCAGUCUUUAUAUAGAUGAUGUCUUCAUGGGCCUCUGUGCCAACAAAAUGGGAAUUGUACCACAGUAUCAUGCCUUUUUUUCUGGGGAAGGAAAGGCUCCAUAUCAUCCCUGCAUUUACAACAGAAUGAUGACAUCUCAUGGACAUGUGGAUGACCUUCACUAUCUCUGGAAGCAGGCUACCGAUCCCAAAGUUAAAAAGCUUUCCUCGGGGCUCUGGAGUAGAAUAUACUGCAGAAUAGUUAAUAUUAUGCUUCUCUGUAAGCUGUAUUAUGAGAACACAUACCCUUGUUCAGCUGCAUUUUCCUAAUACUUGAAUAUCUGUUGAAGAUCCACUGAGCCAAAACAGAGCAACAACUUUUUUUGCUGUUUAUUCAAAAUAUACGUAAAUGUGAAUAGCUGGGGUGGGCUUGGGAGGGGUGGGAUAGGAAAUGAAGCAGGGUAGUGGGAGGAUGGUGCCAAGUCCUGUUCAGAAACUGUUAUUGGAAUAGCUCUCCUAUUGUACCACAACUUUCUACAUUGUAGCCUGCUUUAUUACUAUUAUUUUUUUUACACCCUUCACAGGAUGAGAAUCUGAAUUAUAUGGUCAUUAAAUGAACUAUAAUGGACUUCUAGACUUUGAAAUGGUUGGUGAAAAUAUCACUUAUUUUGAAUUUGUUAGCAAGUCCUAAGGUUUUUUUUUUCUUUUUAAAAAGCUAAGGCAUGUGAUUUUUUUAAAAAAGUCUACUGCAUGAAAAUGAAGUAGACCUUUCAAAACGAGAGGAAGGAGAACUUGUGACUCAGUUUAGUAGUUCAAGGCAAUGUAAAUUGGUUACAUAUAUUCAGUAUUUUUGAAUGCUUUAUGGAAAGUAUGCCUGGACCUGCACAACUGACAAAGUACAGGAAGUGUAGACCUGCUACAGUCUUUUUCUCAAAGCCCCCUCUAUCUCUGAAGUAAGGAAACAGUGUCUGAGUGCCCUUUAACUUGCUUCUUCAAAGCAGCAAAUGAGCUCCCUUUAGAUCAGAAGUGAACUGGAAAGGAUGAAACUCUAGUGUUUAUGUCAAAGCUCUGUCUUCUGAAAAGUUAAGCUGUAUAUUUAAACAAUCCAGUCUUUAAUAAGACAAUAGACUAGGUGCGUUUAAUACUGGUCUUCUAACAGUGGUUCUGUUUUCUUUUGUUCAUGGUCCUGAAGGUGAAAAGCAAGUGAAAGUCAUAGUUGUGUUCCUCAGAGUGUUAUCUAUAGCCAAUUUGAAGCAGUUAGUGAUUUUAAAGAGCAAAGUUUCAUGUUUAGCAUUUGUUAAAUAAGGAGAAUGUUUUCUGCACAAAGGUUUGAUGUCAUGGUGAAAGGUUAGGCAGAUGGUGAUCCACAGAAACUCAAUACACAAAAUCACAGUCACUAAAACAUUUCUCAAGUCUUUUCCUGAAGAGAAAAGACUCUGUAGAAUGUCAUGGUUGUCUUUGUCCCCAAAAGCCUGUCUCUUGAAUAGAGCUAACUGUUAAUAUCACAUGCAGGAAGAACCAAAUACCUGUGCAUUGUAAAUCUAGGUAGUGCUGAAAUUCCAGGUGUUGAGUUGAAUUGUGGUGCCAUCUAAAUGUUGUUCCAAAAAAAAAAAAAAAAAAAAGUGGUUCUGAGAUGUCUGCAGUCUUUUCUCGUAUAACUUACUAAUGGUGUCUUUACAGUCUCACAGGACGGCUAACUUGGUUGUGGUAGCUCUUCCUGGAGCAGGCACAGGCUAUGCAAAGGGCAGUCAGAUAUUGCUUGUGAACUGAUUCAAUACUGGAACAAGUUAGUGUAGGUAAUGUCAUUAAAAACUACUUCUGAAAGAUUGAAUGAGACAAGUUUAUCAGCAAGCAGGAACAUGCAACCCAAGAACUUCGGGGUACCAGCGAUCUGCCACAGUCUUGGGAUCUGCCGAUAAUGUACUGCCUAUGGAAGCAAUGCUCCUUGCUUUCUGAGAUGUCUAAAGCUGGCCUUUUCUCCUCUGCCUGAAGUUUGUUACUGCUGUGUGGAGCAGUGAAGCAUUUAAUGUCUUGUAACUUCACUUUAGAAGAGUUGUGUGUGGCAUGGCAGUUUUAAGCUGUAAGUAGUAAAUUGUUUAAAUCACUGCUGCUGUUCUGUGAGCUGUGCUGCAGUUUUAAUGAUUUGAAUGCUAAUGGUAUUUGAAUGCUAAUAGCUAGCACUGAUUAAAAAAAAAAAAAGCAGCAGCUUGCUGACUGUUCCUGAAACUGCCAUUUCAGAUGGAUGUUAAGUAGCUACUAGAUUGAAGUGAAUAUGUAACUUCACAAUUGGUUUUCCAAGAGGAAAAUAAUAAUCCUAACUGGACAAAAUGUUAGGUGUGUAUAGAUCACAAACUCAUUUAUCAGUAUUAAAAUAAUUGGACUGCAACAGCUGUAUUCUAGAAAAACAAACCUGGUUCAUGUUCUUCCCUACAAACUGAUUACAACCUGAGGAUUUUUUCUUUUUUUUUUUUUUUUUCUUUUUAAGAAAGCAA
Messenger RNA from Centrocercus urophasianus (Greater sage-grouse), 4303 nucleotides. It is a transcript of the gene B3GNT5, whose product is annotated as UDP-GlcNAc:betaGal beta-1,3-N-acetylglucosaminyltransferase 5. Gene Ontology annotation, cellular component: membrane. The record is from RefSeq and is a predicted model, not a curated record. The coding region runs from base 1017 to 2141 and encodes 374 amino acids. NCBI's taxonomy places the organism in Eukaryota, Metazoa, Chordata, Aves, Galliformes, Phasianidae. Gene Ontology annotation, biological process: brain development. The transcript is spliced from 2 exons.